CUGACGUGGCCCGGAUGACGGCUGCACAGAAAUCACUCAUCACUCGACUCCAAAAACCUCAUGAAAUCCUCAAAAAAAUGAUUUAAUCCCCACCGAUCAAUUCCAAAAGUGUCUAGUGUACAGUUGGUCUUCGAUUACCUCUGAUCAGUGCAUAAAAUCACGGAUAAAGGAUGACGACCUACGAGGACUUCAUCCAGCAAAAUGAGGAUCGUGACGGUGUCAGGUUCACCUGGAACGUGUGGCCAUCGUCUCGAGUGGAAGCCACUCGCCUCGUCGUCCCCCUGGGGACCCUCUACCAACCGAUAAAGGAACGCCUGGACCUCCCCCCGAUCCAGUACGACCCAGUCCUCUGCACCAGGUCCACCUGCAGAGCGAUCCUCAAUCCUCUCUGCCAGGUGGACUACAGGGCGAAACUCUGGGUCUGCAACUUCUGCUUCCAACGGAAUCCCUUCCCACCGCAGUACGCAGCCAUCAGCGAGCAGCACCAGCCAGCUGAGCUCAUCCCCAUGUUCUCGACGAUCGAGUACAUCAUCACCAGGGCCCAGUGUCUUCCUCCAAUUUUUUUGCUGGUGGUGGACACUUGUCUGGAUGAGGAGGAGCUGGGGGCCCUCAAGGACUCUCUCCAAAUGUCGUUGUCACUACUUCCACCAAGUGCUUUGAUUGGAUUGAUUACUUUUGGAAAGAUGGUGCAGGUGCACGAAUUGGGUUGUGAGGGGUGCAGCAAGAGUUACGUAUUCCGAGGGACGAAGGAUCUCCAACCAAAACAGGUGCAGGACAUGCUGGGAAUAGGGAGACCAGUCCCAGGUCAGAACAUGAAUCAACAGAGGAAUCCCAACGUUCAGCCUCUGCCUCCAGCCAACAGAUUCCUCCAGCCAGUCCACAAAUGCGACAUGAGCCUGACUGACCUCCUGGGGGAGCUCCAGAGGGACCCCUGGCCUGUGGGAGUGGGCAAAAGACCCCUGAGAUCCACCGGAGUGGCUCUGGCUGUGGCCACUGGCCUCCUGGAAGCCAGUUACGCCAAUACUGGAGCCAGGAUCAUGCUGUUCGUGGGUGGGCCAUGCUCCCAGGGGCCUGGACAGGUCGUCACCGAUGAGCUUCGACAGCCCAUCAGGUCUCAUCACGACAUUCACAAGGAUAAUGCCAAACACAUGAAGAAGGCCACCAAGCACUACGACAGUCUGGCUGUCAGGGCUGCUGCCAAUGGCCACAUAAUCGAUAUUUACUCGUGUGCACUCGAUCAGACGGGACUCCUGGAGAUGAGGAUGUGCUGCAAUUCCACUGGGGGACACAUGGUCAUGGGGGAUUCGUUCAAUUCGUCCUUGUUCAAGCAGACUUUCCAGAGGGUUUUCGCGAAGGACGCCAAGGGGGAUCUGAAGAUGGCUUUCAAUGCUACUCUGGAGGUCAAGACGUCUAGGGAACUCAAGGUAUCUGGAGCCAUCGGCCCCUGCGUAUCCCUCGGAGUGAAAGGUCCGAGCGUCGGUGAGCAAGAGGUCGGCCUCGGUGGCACCUGCCAGUGGAAGUUCUGCUCGUUAACUCUCUCCACCACAACAGCCUUAUUCUUCGAAGUAGUUAAUCAGCACGCGGCACCCAUUCCCCAAGGAGGAAGAGGCUGCAUUCAGUUCAUCACGCAGUAUCAGCACAGCAGUGGACAGAGGAGAAUUCGAGUGACAACGGUGGCGAGGAACUGGGCAGACGCCUCCACCUCCCUCCACCACAUCUCAGCUGGUUUUGAUCAGGAGGCUGCGGCUGUUUUGAUGUCCAGACUAGCUGUCUUCAGGGCUGAGGGUGACGAUGGCAACGAUGUGCUACGUUGGGUCGACAGAAUGUUGAUAAGAUUGUGCCAGAAGUUCGGGGAAUACUCGAAGGACGAUCCCAACAGUUUCAGACUCGCUGAGAAUUUUUCACUCUAUCCCCAGUUCAUGUAUCAUCUCAGGAGAUCGCAGUUCCUCCAGGUGUUCAAUAAUUCUCCUGACGAGACUAGCUUCUACAGGCACAUGCUCAUGAGGGAGGACCUCACCAAUUCCCUCAUCAUGGUGCAGCCCAUUCUGUACAGCUAUGGGUUUGGGGGACCUCCAGAACCUGUUCUACUGGACACCUCCAGCAUUCAGCCUGACAGGAUCCUUCUCAUGGACACGUUCUUCCAAAUUCUUAUAUUCCAUGGGGAGACUAUUGCCCAGUGGAGGCAGCUCAAGUACCAGGAUCAACCGGAGUAUGAGAAUUUUAAGCAGUUGCUGGCGGCUCCUGUGGACGAUGCGGCGGAGAUCCUUGGGGGGAGGUUCCCAGCACCCAGGUAUAUUGACACGGAGCAAGGGGGGUCCCAGGCUAGGUUCUUGCUCAGCAAGGUCAAUCCUAGUCAGACGCACAACAAUAUGUAUGCUUAUGGAGCGAUGCCGAUGCCCACUGCGGAGGGUGGAGCUCCAGUGCUGACAGACGACGUAAGUCUCCAAGUAUUCAUGGAACAUUUAAAGAAAUUGGCUGUGUCCUCAACAGCCUGAGCCAUAGAAUAGGAAAAAAUAAUAAAGUAAAUUUAAUAAUUCCCUGAAUUAAUUAAUAACAUAAUUGUAAAUGGUAAUUGUCAUGAUUUUUUGUUUCUUUUAUAUGAUAUAUUCGAGUAUGUAUAUGUAAAGCAAUUGAUUUGUCUUGUGCAUUUGGUGUAUAAGUGAAUGGGCACGUAUUUCCGUUUUUUAUCGUAAUGUCUGCUGAUUAACGACACAUUUCCAAGGUGUAACCACAAGCACUAGUGCGAGAGUAAUUAAAUCAUAAAUUUUCAAA
Molecule: messenger RNA, 2772 nt
Organism: Diachasma alloeum
Lineage: Eukaryota; Metazoa; Arthropoda; Insecta; Hymenoptera; Braconidae
Gene: Sec23
Product: protein transport protein Sec23A
Exons: 6
Coding region: 171-2495 (774 amino acids)
Biological process (GO): endoplasmic reticulum to Golgi vesicle-mediated transport; intracellular protein transport; COPII-coated vesicle cargo loading
Cellular component (GO): endoplasmic reticulum exit site; COPII vesicle coat
Molecular function (GO): zinc ion binding; GTPase activator activity
Source: RefSeq, a predicted model, not a curated record